This is a messenger RNA of Anopheles cruzii, 4910 nucleotides long. It is a transcript of the gene MnM, whose product is annotated as muscle M-line assembly protein unc-89. Gene Ontology annotation, molecular function: protein binding. The record is from RefSeq and is a predicted model, not a curated record. The transcript has 4 exons. NCBI's taxonomy places the organism in Eukaryota, Metazoa, Arthropoda, Insecta, Diptera, Culicidae. Bases 266 to 4180 code for a protein of 1304 amino acids.
AACGGCGAUGCGAUGUGCGCGGUCCGCGAUCGCGUUUCCGUGAAAAGUGAAAAUUCUUCAAGCUCUUAACGACCCGCGUGCGCCACACGGGAGCAAAGGCCACUAGGGAAAACCGACGACCCGUUGUUUUGCAGGAAGCAACGCGCAUUUGACAGUCAGCGCCAGCGAACGGGCCAUACGUCACACAUCGAUCCGUGACGUGUGACUUAGUAGUAGUAGUAGUAGUAGGCGCAGCAUUCUAUCUGAUUGACGUUCGGUGAUCGAGAUGGGCAACCAACCGACGAAACACUCGCCCGGUAGGCCGAAAAAGGCUGUCCAUUGGAAAUCGGCAGAGCCGCCGGCACCGCCGGGAAAACCGACACUCGUACCAGGGAGCCCUUCGUCGGCACCGGACAUUGUGACGAUCCGCUGGACACGUCCACCGACCGAUGGCGGGUCGGCCAUCCUCGGGUACGUGGUGGAGCAGCGGCGCACCGGAUCGCCGCACUGGGUCCGCGCCUGCCCCUCGCUCGUGCUGCAGACGGAACUCUCGCUGAGUGGCCUGGAGCCUGGCUGGCGCUAUCAGUUCCGGGUGAUGGCGGACAACAUCGUGGGCCGGUCGGAUGCCAGCGAAGCGUCGGACCCGCUCACCGUGACGCUCCAGCGGAACGCCAUCUCGGCACCCCGCUUCCUGCACGAACUGUUCGAUGCGACGGCGGUCGAGAACGAGAAGGUGGAGUUCCGGGUGCAGGUCGCCGGGACGCCGGUGCCGCAGAUUAGCUGGUUCAAGGAUGGGUUCGAGAUCUACAGUAGCCGCCGGGCGCGCAUCGUGACCGAGGCGGACGUCAGCGUGCUGGUCAUCCACCAGACGGCGCUCACGGACGAGGGCGAGAUCAAGUGUGCGGCGACGAACCGGGCCGGGCACAGCGUUACCCGGUGUCAGCUUACGAUCGACGCGUUUCCGAAGAUACGGCUGACGCGCCAGUACGAGGACGGUUUGAUCAUAGAGGCGGAGGAAGUGAUCCGCCUGAAGGUGGCCCUCGCCGGACGUCCACCACCGAUGGUCGAGUGGAGCCACAACGGGGAGCUGCUGGAGAACGACCGGCGACACGAGAUCGUGACGACGGACAAGAACUCCACGCUGAAGAUCGUCAACAGUGAGCGGGACGAUCGCGGCGAGUACCACAUCCGGGCGCUCAACAAGCUCGGCGACGACGUGGCGUCGUUCCUGGUGACGGUCACGGCCCGCCCACAGCCCCCGGGCCGCGUUACGAUCGCGCUCUCGUACGGCAAAACGGUCACCCUGAGCUGGGCCGCCCCGGACGACGACGGGGGCUGCAAGAUCGGGGCCUACAUCGUCGAGUACUACCGGGUCGGGUGGGACGUGUGGCUGAAGGCCGCCACCUGUCGCCAGCUGACAACCACGCUGUCGGAUCUGAUCGAGGGCUCCCAGUACCGCUUCCGGGUGAAGGCCGAAAACCCGUACGGGGUAAGCGAACCGAGCGACGAAUCGGACCUCCUGUUCGUAGCCGAUCCACGCCGCGGCAUUACGGAUGCAACGAAAAUCGCCUCUCCAUCGACGUUGCCCCGCAAACGGCGCGACCUAUCGCCGGUGGGGUCGGGUGCGAGACCCAAAAAAGCCUUCACUCCGGAACCGUACGGUCGGAACGAUAUCAUGCUCGAGAUGUCAUACGGGACGCCGAUCGAGCAGACAGCAAACCAGGGCGGCUACCAACAGCAGCCGAGUCCGCGCCCGGUACCGGAGGUAGUCAUCACAGAACCCCUGCAGUCCACUGCGCCCCUUGCCGAACCCGAAUCCGAAUCGGAACUCACGGACAGUGCGGCCGCGACAUCGAACCGUGCCUCACCGUUGCUCGUGUCAUCGUUGAAGGCGAUGCAAAAGUUCUCCAAAGAAUCGAGUCCGCUGUCGUUCCGGUCGGGAUCCGAGCGGGACCCAUCGCCGACGGCCAGCUCCACCAGCGCCACAAGCGCCAGCGAUCGCGGAAAGCCUACCGCGUCACCGACCGAGAAGUCCGAACCACGGACGAUCCACAACAGCUCCGAGUUCAUGUUGGUCCUGUACAAUGAGCAAGAAGCGAGAAAAAACACCCCGACCGGAAGAACAGCCCCGACGGGCCCACCGAUUCAGUGCCAGAGGGUGUGCUGGAAGUUCCACAAAGAUCGCUACUUUCUGCAGAGACUCCUCACGCGACGUGGUUGCUCUCGAACGCUCGGUUCCGGUAAUUCUACCUUCGACUUUGAACUGGACGAACUGGUGGCUCCACCGCCGCCACUGUCGUUGUCCGCGCCGGAACUCAACGUGGAACCACCGCCGGUACCGACGAUGCGUGCCGGUGUCAGCUCCACGGAGCUGCUGUACGAGCGGGCGAUGGCCCGCUUCUAUCAGGCCGUCGCCUAUGAGGAGUCGGAAAAUCAGCGCAAAGAAGCCGAAGAAGCGGAACAGCGCCGGCGCCAAAUCGAACAACCCGCGCUGGAUGAUAAGAACGCCGGAAACGCGACGGCAACCGUGAACCGCAGCCUGGUCGAUCGGAGAAGCAGCCUACGGAAGCGGCUGUCCGGUGAUAAGGACUCGAUCGUCAAGCAGUCCAGCUUUGAACAGGAUCCGGUCGUUCAGCAUCAGCCCCAGCAGCCCCAGCAGCAGCAGCAGCUUUCACAUUCCACACUCGCCGAAGAACCGAUCCCGGAGGAGCUGCCAGCGGAGGAUACGGUGCCGGAGGGGCACUCCGAUGACGAGGGGGCCGAAUCCGUCUCCUCCUCGAUGAGCUCGAUGAUCGAAGAGCUGAAGCGCCGUGAACUGGAGCACCAGCAACAGCUGCAGCAGCAGGCCAUGAAGCGGCGCGGCUUCAUGGACGACGAUCAAGUCGACGAGGAACCGUACCAUCCGGGGGUGCAGCGGAUGCGCUCGCCGUACCGAAACCCGGACCCGAGCCAGGCGAUCGAGGUGCUCACGGUACCGAUGCCCCUGCCGGAUCCCAACUUUGUGCCCAAACCGAUCCUUAAGCGACCCUCGACCGAGGUGCUGACCCAGAAUUUACCGGCACCCCCGGUGCUCCAAACGCGAACUCUCACACCGGACCGUCAGGUGUCGCCGGCGAAAGCGAGCCCCGUUCGGCAGAAAUCGCCAACACCCGAGCCAGUGACUGCGGCACUACCCCCGAAGGAACCGUCUCCGGCAAAGCAAACGAUCCCCGCGGUGACGCCGCCACUCGCCGAGAAGCAACCGCCGGCGGAAGAGGACAUCAAGCGGGCGAUCGUUUCGGAGGCGGCCCGCCAGCGGCGGCUCGAGACGCGCCAAAACUCGAUCGAGGAGUCACGUGCCGUGGCCGACUUCUACAGCGAAAUGGUGCAGCAAAUCGAGAGCUCCAAGAAACCGCGCAAGCUGCCCCUCUACAUGAGCCCGGACGAGGUACGCAAGCUGAACGAGCGCGAGCACUCGCGCCACUCGUCCCGCGCCGGCUCCAAAUCGCCGCUCACCCUCGAGGAUGCGUACGGCUCGCGGUUCCGCUCGUCCCGGUCACCCUCACUGACCACCACCACCGAUGGUCCGUCUGUGGUCGUACACCGUCCCGGCCGACCGGCGCGCGAAAGUAAAAUCCUUCGCGGGCGCUCGGCUUCCGUCGAAAGCGAUAUAGUCUCCAAAGGUCCACCGGUCCCAGUGGCCACCGCCGCUGCUCGGCCGCAAACGCCGAAGGACGAGCCCGCCCGGCCCAGCCGACCGGUGGAGAAAAAACGCACACCCGGUCCGCUCGGGAAUCGCUCGCGAUCUAACUCGGCCGCUCGGACCGCGGGGCCGGUUCAAGCUGUUUCAACAACGCUUGCCGCCAACAAUGGGAAGCCGCAAGUACCACAGAGCUCUCCAGCGGCUCCCGUUCGGACGAUCACCAACAAACAGCCGACACCGGAGCCACAACGGGUCACUAAAGUGCCGCCUGCCGCCAGCUCGUCGUCCGACCCGGAGCCACCGAUUACCGCCAAACCCGUGGAGGAGGGAUCCCUCAAGCCGACGGUGUCGUAUCUGACGGACGUGGCAUUGUUUGCGAUCGCCUGCUGGUUGUACCUCUUCAAGAAUCCGAAGCUGGCCCUACCGGUCAUCUUGCUGAUCAUGUACCGCCACAUCCGCGAGGCACUGAAGGACAAAAUGCCAGCCUGGAUGCGGCGUAAGGAGGGCGCGGCGAGCUGAGAGUCGGUACCCGUCCGAGUUCCUGAUAAAGACAUUGUUUAUUGUGGCAGCAGAAAGAAUGCCGACUUCGUGUUCCUCGCGCACCGUGUUCGCUGUUCUUUUGGUCGCGGUUUGUUUAAUCCGGGGCGCAGACUCUAGUUGUAAUGAGUGUGUGACUAGUCAUCGCUGACGGCGGUGCGCUACCACCACCCCGCGUCCGCGGGCCGAUAGUGUCCUGUUUUUAGACCGUUACGCACCACGUUCGUAGUGUACGCACCUAGUCCAGUGUGUGUGUGUGUGUUUGUGUGUUGUACGUUUCUACUUUUGUACGAUUUUCACCGUGAGACUGCACCAAAAGGGCCAACCAGGCGGAAGUCAACGAUAAGCGCGAACCCUGCACCUGCAGAGCACAACGGGAGACGUCUCGCAAGAAGUUGACCACCGACCGCAGUCUGUGACCCGCGGAGAUACGAAAGAGUGAUGGCCUCUUUUUAAAAGCGACCCCACCAUCCGAAGCGAAUGAUUAUUUUUGUUACCUCAAGUUAUUGCACCCGGCGCCGCAGCGAAGUGAUGCAAGUGCGGGUUGUUUUUGGGUGAGUUCGGCCCGUGGCCGAACGCGUUUAUACCAACAUUUGUACCAGCACACCCGUCACAUAUUUGUAAUGCGCGUUUAAUGUUAGUUAUUUAUUUGUAUAUAUCCGCGUUUUCCCUUUCGAGGCACGAGCACUAACGGAGAAAUAAAACGGAAGAA